This is a messenger RNA of Poecilia latipinna (sailfin molly), 473 nucleotides long. Its product is annotated as luc7-like protein 3. Bases 2 to 424 code for a protein of 140 amino acids. The transcript has 2 exons. The record is from RefSeq and is a predicted model, not a curated record. NCBI's taxonomy places the organism in Eukaryota, Metazoa, Chordata, Actinopteri, Cyprinodontiformes, Poeciliidae.
CAUGCUGUCUGUAAUGACCAAGGACAGGAAGUCAACCACAGGACAGGAAGUCAACCAGAGGACAGGAAGUCGACCAGAGGACAGGAAGUCGACCAGAGGACAGGAAGUCGACCAGAGGACAGGAAACCACAGGAUAGGAAGUAGACCAAAGGACAGGAAGUCGACCAGAGGACAGGAAACCAAAGGACAGGAAGUAGACCAGAGGACAGGAAAUCACAGGACAGGAAGUCGAUCAGAGGACAGGAAACCACUGGAUAGGAAGUCAACCACAGGACAGGAAGACAAUCAGAGGACAGGAAACCACAGGAUAGGAAGUAGACCAAAGGACAGGAAGUCGACCAGAGGACAGGAAACCACAGGACAGGAAGUAGACCAAAGGACAGGAAGUCGACCAGAGGACAGGAAACCAAAGGACAGGAAGUAGACCAGAGGACAGGAAAUCACAGGACAGGAAGUCAACCACAGGACAGGAA